CCUCUCCUGGCUUGGAGUGUUGCAGUGGCCCCCUUCUCCCUGCCCUAGCCUGCGCCACAUUCCUGAGUGACUGCCCCGUUUUUUUUUUUUUUUUUGGUUGGGGGGGGGUUAACGAUGCUUUUAGCCUGUCAGUGGCAUGGCAGGUAAUUGGGCAACCGAACGGGAAGGAAAACCCGCGAGCCCCUUCCUUGCAGUGCAGUAACUGAAAGGGCUGAAGACGAGUACAACAGGGCGAUCUGAGACCUAGGGGACGGAGUAGGCGGGAGUUGGGGUGGUUGCGCGGAAUCUGGAUGAAGCCUGGUGGGCGGUGACGCCACUGCGCCUGGAGCCGUGAGCCCCGACGGGUCCUGGGUACCUGGCGUGGGUCCGGAUGGAGAUCGAGGGUGAUCAGGCACCGUGAGAGCGAACUGUGACGUGUGAGAAGAGCUGUGUCCGUGUGAUUGCGGCGUGAGCUGGCUAGCGGAUGAAUUACACAUGCCAUCUCUCCCAGAAAUGAUGUUUGGAGACAACGUGUUGAGAAUCCAGCAUGGUUCUGGUUUUGGGAUUGAGUUUAAUGCUACAGAUGCUUUAAAAUGUGUAAACAACUACCAAGGAAUGCUUAAAGUGGCGUGUGCUGAAGAGUGGCAGGAAAGCAGGACGGAAGGUGAGCACUCUAAAGAGGUUGUUAAGCCGUAUGAUUGGACCUAUACAACAGAUUAUAAAGGAACAUUACUUGGAGACUCUCUGAAAUUAAAGGUUAUACCUACAACAGAUCAUAUAGAUACAGAGAAAUUGAAAGCCAGAGAACAGAUUAAAUUUUUUGAAGAAGUUCUCCUCUUUGAGGAUGAACUUCAUGAUCAUGGAGUUUCAAGUCUGAGUGUGAAAAUAAGAGUAAUGCCUUCUAGCUUUUUUCUGCUGUUGCGGUUUUUCUUGAGAAUUGAUGGGGUGCUUAUCAGAAUGAACGACACAAGGGUUUACCAUGAGGCUGACAAGAACUAUAUGUUACGAGAAUAUACUUCAAGAGAAAGCAAAAUUGCUAAUUUAACGCAUGUUCCACCUUCCUUCUUCACGGAACCUAAUGAAAUAUCACAGUAUUUACCAAUAAAGGAGGCAGUUUGUGAGAAGCUAGUAUUUCCAGAAAAAGUUGAUCCUGAUUCUGCAGACUCACAAGAAAGCAUACCUGUGGAAUAGAAUGUGAUUCAACGUAACACUCACUGCGGAAUCUGACUGGACCCCUUGGCUAUUUGUAAGGGAGCCUUUUCUAUGAUGAGAGAAUUAAUUUCUUUGUUUGUGUGCAGAUUUUCUGUAGCCUUGAAGGAAGAAAAAAA
Octodon degus (degu) is the source of this 1307-nucleotide messenger RNA. RefSeq names its product TOR signaling pathway regulator (gene Tiprl). Lineage: Eukaryota; Metazoa; Chordata; Mammalia; Rodentia; Octodontidae. The transcript has 7 exons. Gene Ontology annotation, cellular component: cytosol. The record is from RefSeq and is a predicted model, not a curated record. Bases 475 to 1170 code for a protein of 231 amino acids. Gene Ontology annotation, biological process: TOR signaling.